This is a messenger RNA of Rhea pennata, 2463 nucleotides long. It is a transcript of the gene SKIDA1, whose product is annotated as SKI/DACH domain containing 1. The transcript has a single exon. Lineage: Eukaryota; Metazoa; Chordata; Aves; Rheiformes; Rheidae. Bases 1 to 2463 code for a protein of 820 amino acids. The record is from RefSeq and is a predicted model, not a curated record.
AUGGGAGACCUGAAGUCGGGUUUUGAAGAGGUGGAUGGCGUGAGGCUCGGCUACCUCAUCAUUAAAGGAAAGCAAAUGUUUGCACUCUCCCAGGUUUUUACAGACCUGCUCAAAAACAUCCCGAGAACUACCGUGCACAAGCGAAUGGAUCAUUUAAAAGUAAAAAAACAUCACUGCGACCUGGAGGAGUUGAGGAAACUCAAAGCCAUCAACUCCAUCGCUUUCCACGCCGCCAAAUGCACCCUGAUCUCCAGAGAGGACGUGGAAGCCCUUUACACAUCCUGCAAAACCGAACGGGUCCUCAAGACAAAACGGAGGAAAAUAAGCCGGGCACUGUCAACAAGCGACCUCCGGCCGGAGCAGGCGCCCGCCGACCCCUUCUCCGACUUUUGGAAGGAGAACAAACUUUGGCUGGGUUUGAAUGACUCUCCCCGGGCCCUGCUGCCAAUCAGGAGGAAAGCGUGGCGCCCGGGGCACGCAGCCCUGCUACCGGCCUCUCAUCUACCUCACAUUUUUAGUAAAUACACUGGCCACAGCUACCCAGAAAUCGCCCGGGCGCCUCGCAAACCCCCCGUAAACUAUGAAACGGCGCCGGUGGGGGGGAACUGCGCGGCCCUGCGCGCCCGCCGCCCGCCCGCCGCCGCGGCGCGCCCGCGGCUCCCGCCCGCCGGGCCCCCGCCCCUGCCCGGCCGCCACCGCCGCCGCCGCGCCGCCGCCGCCGCCGCCGCCACGGACUGCGCGCUGGGCCCCGCCGGCGGCGCCCGGCGGCCCCGCGGCGCCCCGCGGCUCCCGCUGCCGCUGCCGCGCGGCUUCGGGCCGCCGCCGCCGCCCGCCUUCGCCGAGAGCGGCAGCAGCGACUCGGAGUCCAGCUCCUGCUCCGACCGCGCCGCCCACGACUCGGACUUCGGCUCCAGCCUCUCCAGCUCCAGCGAGGGCAGCUCGGAGGAGGAGGACGAGGAGGAGGAGGAGGACGAGGAGGGCAGCGGCGCCUCGGACUCCAGCGAGGGCAGCUCGGAGGAGGAGGAGGAGGAGGAGGAGGAAGAGGAGGAGGAGGAGGAAGAGGAGGAGGACAGCACCUCGGACUCCGACUCCAGCUCGGUCUCCAGCCAGGUCUCGGUGCAGAGCAUCCGCUUCAGGCGCACCAGCUUCUGCAGCCCGCCCGGCGUGGUGCACGCCAACUUCUUGUACCAUCUGGCGGCCGCCGCCGCGCCUCGGCCCCCGGCGCCGGCCGCGGCGGAGCCCGGCGGGCCGCCCGCCCUCCGCGGCGCUGCCGGCGGCCUCCAGCCCGAGCCGCCGGGGCCCUGGGGCCGCCCGGGCUGGGCCGCCGCCGCCCCGGCGCUGCGCUGCCCCGGCGGCCUGGGGAGCUGCUUCGCGGAGAUGCGAGAGGAUAGGGUGCCUGAGCUCACAUUCCCACACUCUGAAUUUGCCAGUAAUGCCAAGAGCACUGACCUAACAAUUAACUGUGUUGCAAAGGGGGCCUCUUCACCUAGCCCAAAGACAAACAAUGCAUUUCCACAACAAAGAAUACUCAGAGAGGCAAGGAAAUGCCUGCAAGCAACUACUACACACUGUGCAGAUAACAAUACAAUAGCUGCUAGGUUCUUAAAUAACAAUUCUUCAUCAGCGGCAGCAAAAUCAGAAAAAGAUUCCAAAAUCCCUCAUUGUAUUGAAUUUGCCACGGAUUUGCCCUCUUUACAAACUGAUCCUGAGGAGGAUGCUGCUUCUCCAGGGGCAGCAGCAGCAGAGCUCCACUGCACUGAUACAGGCAAUAAGGCAUUGCCAUUCCUGCACAGCAUUAAAAUCAAAAUAGAGGACAGCAGUGCGAACGCCGAGUAUGAGCCUGACCUUACAACACAUAAGCUAAAGUGUGAGUGCAAUGAUACUAAGGAUGAGUUUUACGGUGUGACUGAGAGUACUAACCAGGACGCUUUAUUAACAGCCAAGGAAGAUUCUGCAUGCACUGAGAAAGAAACCACUUCCUUAAACCCGCUGACUCAGAGUCAGGCCCUCUCAUGCACUUUAGGUACUCCAAAACCUGAGGAUGGGGAGUAUAAAUUUGGAGCAAGGGUGAGAAAAAAUUACAGGACAUUGGUUUUGGGAAAGCGACCUGUACUGCAGACUCCUCCAGUCAAACCAAAUUUGAAAUCAGCUCGAAGCCCACGUCCUACAGGUAAAAUUGAGACACAUGAAGGAACACUGGAUGAUUUUACAGUUAACAAUAGACGCAAAAGGGUAGCCAGCAAUGUAGCAUCAGCAGUGAAAAGGCCAUUUAAUUUCAUGGCAAAUUUUCCCUGUCCACCAUCACUAAUUAUUGGCAAUGAUGGGGAUUUGUUGCCAGCUUAUUCCUUAAACACCACUAAGGAUUCCCAACCACCUCACAAGGCCCAUCCUGUAUGGAAAUGGCAACUGGGCGGUUCUGCAAUACCUCUUCCACCUAGCCACAAAUUCAGGAAAUUUAAUUAA